UUGACAUAAAACGUCUUUAACCUAAGAAUUGUGUCACGUUUUUCUUUUGAUGAAAAUUUUAUAGAAAAUAAUUGUGAAUAAUGUCGUGGAUUUUUGGUUAUGGCAGACGCGAUCAGCAGCCCCCUGACAUGUCCCAGUUUGGGGCACCCCCGGCCGGUGGGAGUGGAGGUGCCGGUGGUGAUAUCCCUAAUGAUCCAAAAUUGAGCAAAGCUGAAAGAAGACAAAUGGAAGCUUACAGAUUCGAUUCUACAGCUUUGGAACGAGCCGCUCAAGCAGCAAAAGAACUUGAAAGAUCAUCACAUGCGAAGGAAGCACUCGAAUUAUCCAAAUUGCAAGAAACCACAAGACAUAUCGAGCAGCAGGCGAAAAUUAAGGAGUAUGAGGCGCACAUUGCUCAAAUGCAGAUUGAGGCCAAAAGGGCCGAAGCUGAGGAGAAGAGGAAAUUGCUGGUUGAGGAGACGAAGCAGCACCAGGCGAGAGCGCAGUAUCAGGAUCAGUUGGCCAGGAAGCGAUAUGAUGACCAGCUUGCCCAGCAGCAGAGGAUGAAUGAAGAAAAUUUGAGAAGACAAGAAGAGUCAGUUGCUAAACAGGAAGCGAUGAGGAAGGCGACCAUUGAGCAUGAAAUGGAAUUGAGGCACAAGAAUGAAAUGAAAAGAGUUGAAGCUGAAUUAAAGGCCAAAGCAAAAGUUGACAGGGAAAAUCGCGACUUGACUCUUGAACAAAUCAGGCUAAAAGCUACUGAAAAUCGCGUCACUGUACUUGAGAGCAUAAAAACUGCAGGAUCUGUUUUGGGGACAGGUGUACACGCCUUGCUCACAGACUGGGAUAAAGUUUUAACAGCUGCUGGUGGAUUGUCUCUCUUAGCGUUAGGUGUUUAUUCAGCAAAAGGGGCUACUAGUGUUACUGCUCGUUAUAUAGAAGCACGACUAGGAAAACCGUCUUUGGUUAGAGAAACAUCAAGAUUUUCUUUUCUUGACACAAUAAAGCAUCCCGUAGAAGCUAUAAAGAAAAUUCGAACAAAACAGCAAGAUGCUUUGUCUGGUGUGGUUUUAGCGCCACAAUUGGAAGAACGUCUUAGAGACAUUGCCAUCGCUACAAAAAAUACUAAACAAAAUAGAGGCAUGUAUAGAAAUAUUCUAAUGCAUGGCCCUCCUGGUACAGGAAAAACAAUGUUUGCAAAAAGAUUAGCAAAACAUUCAGGUAUGGAUUAUGCUAUUUUGACUGGCGGUGAUGUGGCUCCCAUGGGCCGGGAUGGUGUUACAGCAAUUCAUAAAGUCUUUGAUUGGGCUCAGAGUACCAGGAAAGGUUUGUUACUUUUCGUUGACGAGGCGGACGCGUUCUUGCGUAAACGUUCAUCAGAACACAUUUCUGAAGAUCUGCGUGCUACACUUAACGCAUUUUUGUACAGAACUGGCGAACAAAGUCAAAAAUUUAUGUUGGUGCUUGCUUCAAACACCCCUGAGCAAUUUGACUGGGCAGUGAAUGACCGUCUUGAUGAAAUGGUGCAAUUUGGUUUGCCCGGUUUAGAGGAACGCGAGCGAUUAAUUCGUCUCUAUUUUGAUAAAUUCGUAUUGGAGCCUGCGACUGAGGGCAAGCGGAGGUUGAAAGUUGAUAAUUUCGAUUAUGGGGCCUUGUGUAGCCAAAUGGCGAGGAUGACCAAAGGCAUGUCUGGUAGAGAAAUAGCAAAGUUGGGAGUGGCUUGGCAGGCGGCGGCGUACGCGUCUGAGGAUGGCGUUCUCACCGAAAAAAUGGUUUUGGAUAGGUGUAGAGAUGCAGUGAAGCAGCAUAGGCAGAAGGUUGAGUGGCAAUCUGAACAGGAAAAGAAGGAAUCGAAGAGUAUAUAUCAUUCCGAAAAGGAAGAUUCCUAUUCACCUGUAGUGCCAAAGCCAAAAUCUAGCCAGUCAGAAGAGGAAGAGAUAGAUACAGCGAAAGUUAGAUAGAUUAUAGCACCAAAUAGGGUAAUACAUUCGUACUCUGGUAGUUUUAAAUUGGCAUUCUAGCAAACACAGAACUGACUUAGUCACUGCCGUUUAUCAGUUCUGUGUCUGUUGUAAAAGUAAACAAAAUUAAACGGUUUAAGUUUACUGACGUGUUUAUAUGUUUAUACAUGUAGCGUGAUUUAUUCACCCAGUGGUUUGCAUUUAAUUCAUCAAAAUUAGAUUGUUAAAUAAUUGCAUUACUUUUUCAUAUUUAAAUGCAAUUUUUUAAACAUCUUUACAGCUCAUGGUUAUGUUCUGUUGUGAUAUUAUUGGAUGCGUCUCAGGGAAGUUUAUAUUAAAGUUCUCUGCAUUCAAGGUCAAGAUUUUGUUGCUAUUUUAAAAAUUGUCCAAUGUAAAAUACUGUAAGAUAUUUGGACUUCCUUUAAUAAAUACUUUUUACGAC
This is a messenger RNA of Tribolium madens (black flour beetle), 2382 nucleotides long. It is a transcript of the gene bor, whose product is annotated as ATPase family AAA domain-containing protein 3A homolog. The record is from RefSeq and is a predicted model, not a curated record. Gene Ontology annotation, molecular function: ATP binding; zinc ion binding; ATP hydrolysis activity. Gene Ontology annotation, cellular component: mitochondrion. The coding region runs from base 81 to 1940 and encodes 619 amino acids. The transcript is spliced from 8 exons. NCBI's taxonomy places the organism in Eukaryota, Metazoa, Arthropoda, Insecta, Coleoptera, Tenebrionidae. Gene Ontology annotation, biological process: mitochondrion organization.